Carassius gibelio (silver crucian carp) is the source of this 1131-nucleotide messenger RNA. RefSeq names its product delphilin-like. Lineage: Eukaryota; Metazoa; Chordata; Actinopteri; Cypriniformes; Cyprinidae. The record is from RefSeq and is a predicted model, not a curated record. The transcript has 3 exons. Bases 703 to 1101 code for a protein of 132 amino acids. Gene Ontology annotation, molecular function: protein binding.
UUGCAGAGGUCAAACCAGCAACCUUCUGACUACCAGCCCUGAGCACCACAGACCUCCUCAUAACUUUCUGCCGUCAUGCUGUAAAUGCUAUUAAUAUCACAUUAAACCAUAUCUAUCACUGCAGUGUUGGAGGUUAACCAUUCCUGCUGCUCUGAGGCUGUGCUUGAACAAGGAACAGUUGGAAGAAUGAUACCGGAUCAGAUUCUUAGAAGGGGAACAGGAGUUAAAUGUACCAGACUACAUCUAACUGUACCACAGCAUCUCUGAGGAUCUGUAAUGGGAGCGCUGUCCUUUGCUGCUCUGACAGGCAGUUUCUGGGUCACUCCUCAGCCCUGAGAGAGGGCCCAAUCCACCAGCAUCACACACACAGAGAGAGAGGGAGGUAUUUAUAGAAAAAUGGGGCUUCACUGUACCUUUUCCUGCAAAAGAAUCAUUAAAAGACCCAGCUAGCUUGUCCCAGAUUCUGCUCAGCGCUCUGCAAGAGGGUUUGAACUGGACUAACUCAGUGGAGAUGUAGAGCCACGGCUGCAGAGAGCUUGACAGCGCUCUCCUGAUCUACUCUGGACUGAUGGAGGCUAAACCUGCCGCAUCGAUUGUGUUUGGUAAUGAUGUGGCAGUGACUUCUGGAGGAGGGUGACCUGACCUGACCUGACCUGACGUGACCUCGUACAGCUCCACUUCCACACAGAAGACCCAGAAACCAUGAUGAGAAGAUUUCUGAAGAGCCAGAAGGGCCGCUUCUCUCUCCGUCAAAGCCGAUCGGGAUCCCGCAGUGCCUCCAAAGAUUUCUACCCAAACCCUAAUGUGCUGAGAGAUUUCCCACUGGAUAUUGAACUGGCCCUUCCAGCAAAUAACCAGGGUUGGCCGGAGGACUUUGGCUUCAAGCUGGGUGGAGAUGGACCCAGUUACAUCCUCUCUGUGGUGGAGGGCAGCAGCGCUUACAUGGCCGGACUGCAGCCAGGGGACCAGGUUCUGGAGAUCGACGGGCAGAACGUCUCGUCCCUCAGCACUAAAGCCCUCAUCGCUCUGGCUCAGACCCUCAAGACUGUGCCGCCCAGCAUCGGCGUUGUGUCUAGAAUUGAACAGGCCAGUUUUUACUGACAUGCCAUUUACUGUCAAUAACAAAACUGA